Molecule: messenger RNA, 663 nt
Organism: Fusarium poae
Lineage: Eukaryota; Fungi; Ascomycota; Sordariomycetes; Hypocreales; Nectriaceae
Exons: 1
Coding region: 1-663 (220 amino acids)
Source: RefSeq, a predicted model, not a curated record
AUGCCUGUUACCCAACUCAUCUGGCCUAAAAGUGCCCGGACUGCACACAAGGGCUUUGAAGGCCUUUGUUCACUGCUCCUACUUAAUGACAUCAAACUGUGUGGGCUCUCUAGCUACCACUUUCGAUAUGACUGGCUGCAGCAUGUCUCGAUGCCAGGAUGCUUUGCAAAUCCUAUCAUCCGAUCGCCUAUCUCAAGCCAGACUUACACUCCAGUAAUUCCCAUUUCCACGUUCUGGGCUACCGACAUUCGAGGAGACUUGGUAUCCAUUUCAGGCUCACAUCAGUUUGUUGGACCAUUCUUCGAGGACCUGCAGCAGGUCGCCGGACCCGAAAACUUCCACCACCGACCAGGUUCGAUUGCUGACGCCUUACAAGACUACUGCGACUCCGGAGUUUCAAAAGAAGACUUCCUCCGUCAAACCAAGGAACGACAAUGCAUGCGACUCAACCUUGUGAAGGCCCUCGACGUAUUUAUGGAAGAUAUACGCAUUGACAAGGAGUCAGGACUGCUUUUCUGGGAUGAUAUGGAGGGUGAGGUCAUACUAGCAGCCGAGAAGGGUGCUAUCCCUUGGGUGGUCGAGCGUGAAACGGGAAUUCCCCAGCUCUUACACAAGUCUUGUCCUGCUCCAUCCGCAGCCCGAAACCCCCGCCUUCGAGCAUAA